This is a messenger RNA of Sorghum bicolor (sorghum), 2044 nucleotides long. Its product is annotated as putative amidase C869.01. Lineage: Eukaryota; Viridiplantae; Streptophyta; Magnoliopsida; Poales; Poaceae. The record is from RefSeq and is a predicted model, not a curated record. The coding region runs from base 63 to 1547 and encodes 494 amino acids. The transcript is spliced from 5 exons.
AGGGACUAGUGAAACCGGACGACAGGUGAUCAGACCUGCGCCUCCGGGUCCUCUCCGCUGUCAUGGCCUUCGCGGCUGCUGCCGGCAGCAGCUCCAGCGGCAAGCAGUUCGAGUUCGAGGAGGCCACCGUGGACGCCAUCCACCAGGGCUUCAAGAACGGCAGCCUCACCUCGACGGCGCUCGUCCAGUUCUACCUGGACCAGAUCGCCCGCCUCAACCCGCUGCUCCACGCCGUCAUCGAGGUCAACCCGGACGCGGUCGCGCAGGCGGAGCGCGCCGACGCCGAGCGCUCCGCCUCCGGCGGCCGCUGCGCCGUUGGCCUGCACGGCAUCCCCGUCCUGCUCAAGGACAACAUCGCCACGCGCGACCGGCUCAACACCACGGCCGGCUCCCUGGCGCUGCUCGGCUCCGUCGUCAGGCGCGACGCGGGCGUGGUGACCCGCCUCCGCCGCGCCGGCGCCGUCAUCCUCGGCAAGGCCAACCCCUCCGAGUGGUCCAACUUCCGCCCCGUCAAUUCCGGCUGGAGCGCCCGCGGCGGCCAGACGCUGAAUCCAUAUGUUCUCUCGGCAAGCCCGUGCGGGUCGAGCGCUGGGCCUGGCGUUGCCGCGGCAGCCAACAUGGCAGCAGUGACACUGGGAUCGGAGACGGACGGCUCCAUCCUCUGUCCAUCGUCGCGCAACUCUGUGGUUGGGAUCAAACCAACUGUCGGGUUAACUAGCCGAUCUGGUGUCAUCCCCAUCAUGCCUCUUCAAGACACGAUUGGACCAAUGUGUCGGACAGUAUCCGAUGCCGUCCAUCUGUUGGACGCCAUUGUCGGGUAUGAUGAGUUUGAUGCAGAAGCCACCGGAGCAGCGUCCAAGUACAUCCCACAAGGGGGUUACACGCAGUUCCUGAGGAUCCAUGGAUUGAGGGGCAAGAGAAUCGGUGUCCCUGAUGUGUUUUUUCAUGGAUAUGAUGGCGUGCAAAUGGCGGUUUAUGAGAAGCAUCUCGAUACAAUGAGGCAACAAGGCGCUGUCGUGGUCAAGGAUCUUGACAUUGCAACAAACUUGACUGAUCUGGAUGACCAAGAGAGUCUGCUGAUGAAUGCAGAGUUCAAGUUAAGCAUCAAUGCGUAUUUGUCUGACCUACUGCACUCUCCAGUGCGCUCCCUUGCAGAGGUCAUAGCAUUCAACGAAGCGCAUCCUGUAGAGGAGAGACUCAAAGAUUUUGGGCAGCCGGACCUGAUUGCCGCGGAGAAAACCAACGGCAUUGGCACCAGGGAGAGAGCUGCCAUUCAGCGGCUCAAGGAGAUAUCCACCAACGGGUUGGAGAAGCUGGUGAAGGAACACCAGCUGGAUGCGAUCGUGGCGGCCAACAGCGACGCCUCCUCUGUUCUCGCCGUCGGGGGCUAUCCGGGCAUCGCCGUGCCGGCAGGGUACGACAAGCAGGGAGUCCCCUUUGCGAUAUGCUUUGGGGGGCUCAGGGGCUACGAGCCAAGGUUGAUUGAGAUCGCUUAUGCGUUCGAGCAAGCUACCAAAGUCAGAAGACCACCUACUUUCAAGAGCUAGCUAAUAAGAACUCAAGAAGGAGCUAGCAUGGUGGCACGUCAUAAGAACACUCCCAAUGCAGAAACUAUCAUUGUUUCUAUAGAUUGUAGUGUCAUCUAAGCAUUUUGCUGAUGUGGUAAUAUAGUUAUUGAAGAGAGAGAGUAAAAGUCAUAAAAACUGGGUCUAAGUUAGAAACCAUGUCUACAAAAAAUCCAAGACAUGAAGUGAUAUGAUUGACUAAGAAUGGAGAGAGAAUGAAUGUGAUUGGAUAUAAAAAUAUUCUAUAGAAACUAUCCAUUGAGUCCAUAGUUUCUAUAUAUAGUGUCUAAAAUUUAAUGGAUAUGAAAAUUAUAUGUAGUUUCUAGCAUUAGGAGUGCCCUAAGGAAUUUAGAGCCUAGCACAUUUCAUUCUCCAAACCAAAACAUGCAAUAAGGUAAUGGUGCCGCGAACGGUUCAAUUCCUGAAACCAAACGCCUAAAUACAAUUUCUUAGUGCAAUGUAAGAAAAUUUCUAUUCUC